UCUCCUCUCGCCGCCUCGCCGCCUCUCCGCUGCUCUGCGAGAUUCGCGGACUCGGAUCUUGGCGCUGCAGUUGCAGUUCGCAGUUGGCAGCGCUGCCGGCGUCGCUGCCUGCGCUCUUGCGUAUUAGUAACGUCGUCGUCUAUCAGUGUUGUUGUUGUUUGUUUGUUGUUGACGCUGGUCGCGGUGUGCGAAUUUUUUAUUUAUUUUCCACACACACACACACACCAGCACACCCUUUUCGCCUGCUUCCUCUUGCACCCCGCGAAGCAACAAGAACAACCACAGCGAGAAAAACCUUUACGUGCGUUUUUCUUAUGACACAAAAAUUUAAGUUGACAUGCCAGGCCACAAAAAAAGAGCUGAAAAUGCAAAAGUGCUGUGACAACCAUAAAUAAGAGAAAUAGUAAAAAAAAAAAAAGGUUGAUAUACAAAAACAAAAAACGCCAAAUACCCAUAAACAAAGUCAAAGUUUUUACAGAACUACAAAAAAAGAACGCAAAUUUUUUAAAUAUUUACUUAGAUGAGCUUGUAAAUAUUGGGACAGUUUGGCCAGAAAAGUACAGUUGCGAUUCAGCAAUAUCGCCAAGAUCUCCCCUUAAGAAAUAGGAAACUAUGGCCGAUUGUUCGUUUGUCAGGUGUCUGCAAGAGCGUCGGCUCAUCAAAAGGGAGCUGUUGAAGUGGUCCAAGGACAUGCUGCACAUUGUGGGCCUAGAACGCGUUGCUGAGGAAUUUAUGGGUCGCAGGCAAUGGAAACAUUAUCAAGAGCAACUGACGCGCAGCCACUUGAAUAUCGAGGAGCAACAGCCCAUAGCAAUAGCCGGUUCCGAGGACGAGCCACCGCAAUACAAGCCCAGCAGCAAGGAGCCCAACCACUGUGAAACAGAGAACCACCGUCUAGAGCAGCACCACAACGGCAGCCAGCUGCUGGUAGAAGAUUUCGAGAACAACCAAACAUCACACGAUUCAUCACGUACACCAACACCGGGAGCCACCAGUACACCAUCACCACCGCCUGAACCCAUCGAUUGGAGACCGUCGGCCAAGUGCAAUUUCUGUGUUAACGGUCGCCUGCUAACGGUUAACGCCCAGGGCGAAUUGGUGGCCGAACCAGCAGCAACAGCCACUAGUAGUAGCACUAGUAAUAACCACAUUCAUCAGCUCGACAGUGACAGCGACUCGAGCACAUCACUGCCCCACCAGAGCAACAGCUACACCAACAGCAGUGGCAACAGGGCUCGCCACAUUGCCGCUGCAACAGCAACACCAGCAACAACUGCAACUGCAACAGCUUCAGCGGCAACAUCCGGCAAUUCCCUCGAACUGUACAAGCUGCUGACCCAGCGGGCAGCCAAAAUGACAUCGAUGGACUCGAUGGCCGCCCAGCUGGCGCAAUUCUCACUGCUGGCCGACUUCAAUCUGAUCAACUCGCUGGCCAGCCAGCAGCAGCAGCAGCAACAGCAACAGAUCGCUAGUUCGGUAACGCCAACUACCUCAGAAGUAUCUGCAGCCGCAAUCAGUCCCGCACUCAAAGAUACGCCCAGUCCCAGUGCCGAUGCACCGCUCGAUCUUAGCAGCAAGCCAUCGCCGAACUCAUCGAUUAGCGGCGAUGUGAAGUCCGUCAGAGCCUGUGUCACGCCCACGCCUUCGGGAAGAAGGGCGUACAGCGAGGAGGAUCUGAACCGGGCGCUCCAGGACGUGGUGGCCAACAAGCUGGGCACCCGCAAGGCGGCCAGCCAGCACCAUGUGCCGCGCUCCAUUCUGGUCAACCGGCUGUUCAAGAUGCAGCACGACCUGGACCAGGAUGUGCAGGACGGCGACGAGCCGGAGGACUCCAACGACGAUGGGGAGGCGGAGGUGGACAGCAAUGCCUCGACCCCGGCGCCCUCUUAUCCAGCGGACUUUGCCAGGUCGCAGCUGCGCAAGCUGAGCCACCUGUCCGAGCACAAUGGCAGCGAACUGGGCGAGGAUCUCGAGCGGGGAUCGCCAAAGAUGGGACGACAUGCGGGUGGCAGCAGUGCCAGUGCUACUCCCGGGGCUCUGCCCUCCAUCCCGCUGGAUGCCAAUGUCCUGCUGCACACACUCAUGCUGGCCGCCGGCAUUGGGGCCAUGCCCAAGUUGGAUGAAACGCAGACGGUGGGCGACCUGAUCAAGGGUCUGCUGGUGGCCAACAGCGGCGGGAUAAUGAACGAGGGACUGCUCAAUCUGCUGUCCGCCAGUCAGGAGAACAGCAAUGGCAAUGCCUCGUUGCUGCAACUGCAACAUCAGCAGCAACAGCAGCAGCAGCAACAUGUCGCCGCCUACCGACAUCGCCUGCCCAAGUCGGAGACUCCGGAGACGAACUCCUCGCUGGAUGCCAACGACGCCAGCGAGGAUCCCAUACUGAAGAUUCCGUCCUUCAAGGUCAGCGGGCCGGCCAGCAGCAGCAGCCUGUCGCCGGGUCACCACCCGCACCACCAUCCGCUGAACAACAACAACAACAACAGCCUCGGCGUCAGCAACAACAGCAACCACAGCAGCAGCAACAGCCACCGGAACGGCAGCAAUCGCAGUCCCCACUCCGCAUCGCCCAUGCUGGCCGCCGCCGUGGCCCAAGGCGGUGGCUAUGCCGGCGGCAAUAGUCUGCUGGCCUCCUCCUCGUCCAGCAUUCAGAAGAUGAUGGCCAGCAACAUCCAGCGGCAGAUCAACGAGCAGAGUGGCCAGGAUGGCCUGCGGAAUGGCAAUGCCAGCGACUGCAGCAGCAACAAUGGCGGUGGCUCCUCCUCCUCGCUGGGCUACAAGAAGCCGAGCAUUUCGGUGGCCAAGAUCAUUGGCGGCACGGACACCUCGCGCUUCGGCGCCUCGCCCAAUCUCCUGUCCCAGGGCCACCAUCAGGGUCACCACCUGAGCCACCACCAGCAGCAGCAGCAGCAGCAGCUGAGUGCCCAGGAGGCAGCUGCUCUAGCGGCGGGCAAGGGAACGCGGCCCAAGCGGGGCAAGUACCGGAACUACGAUCGCGAUAGCCUGGUGGAGGCGGUCAAGGCGGUGCAGCGGGGUGAGAUGUCGGUCCACCGAGCGGGCAGCUACUACGGCGUACCCCACUCCACGCUGGAGUACAAGGUCAAGGAGCGUCACCUGAUGCGACCCCGCAAAAGGGAGCCCAAGCCCCAGCCCGAUCUGGUGGGUCUCACGGGACCCGCUAACAAACUGCAGCUAGACAAGCUCAAGGCGGGACCCCACGGGGGCUCCAAGCUGAGCAAUGCCCUCAAGAACCAAAACAACCAGGCGGCAGCAGCGGCGGCGGCGGCAGCAGCAGCGGCGGCCGCUGCCACGCCCAACGGCCUCAAGUUGCCCCUCUUCGAGGCCGGUCCCCAGCAGCUGUCCUUCCAGCCGAACAUGUUCUGGCCCCAGCCGAAUGCCCCCAACGCCUACCGCCUGGACUUCAACCGCAUCACGGAGGCGAUGCGGAAUCCCCAGGGCUCCGGUCAGCACGGCCUGAUGAACAGUGCCCAGGAGAUGGAGAACAUGUACGACGGCAUCAUCCGGAAGACGCUGCAGUCCAGCGAGGGCAACGGCAGUGCGGCGGGCAAUGGCAGCAGCAAUGGCAAUGGCCAUGGACAUGGUCAUGGCCACGGUCAUGCCCUGCUCGAUCAGCUGCUGGUGAAGAAGACCCCUCUGCCGUUCACCAACCAUCGGAACAAUGACUACGUGGCCACCUGCUCGAGUGCCAGCGGCGAGAGUGUGAAGCGGUCGGGCAGUCCCAUGGGCAACUAUGCGGACAUCAAGCGGGAACGGCUGAGCGCCGACAGCGGCGGGAGCAGCGAUGAGGAGCACUCGCCCAGCCACAGCCACAUCCUGCACGGCAGCAGCAGCAACAACAACAACAGCGAUCUGGCGCACAACAAGAACAAGAGCGGAGGCGGUGGCGGUGGCGGUGGUCAGGCCAAUGGGAAUGGCAGGAGCAGCCGGAUGACGUCGCGGGAUGACUCGGAGACGGAUGCCAGCAGCCUGAAGAGCGGCGAGAGUGGCGGCGGCCAUCACAACCACAAAAUCAUGGAUCUCAAUGGGAGCAGCAGCAGUCACAUCAAGUGCGAGGCGGAGGCGGUAAGCGGCGGGGGCCACCACAGUCCACAGUCCUCGCCCACCGCCGCCGCCAGAGCCUCCAUCCUCCACGAGAAGCUGGCCCAGAUCAAGGCCGAGCAGUUGGACGGGAACCAGGCGGAGCAGUUAUAGGAGCAGCCGAUGGCCACGAAUCCAGCGUUCGCCUGGCCACCGCUGGCCGCCCACUACUACAGCUUCUAGGGACGCGAGGGGGAGGGGAACCACCACCAAAUUAAGCCACGUUUUUUGAUAGUACCCUACAAAACACUAUAUAGAAAUAUGCAUACAUGUAUCUAGAUCUAUGCCAGCGAUGUGGUAAAUGUGCGCUGGCCCUUAGUUAAAUGUGUAAUCAACUGCAGAGGAGAAGGAAACAGCAUAGGAAACAGAACAGAACAGCAAGCAAGCAAACAAACAUACAUUUAUGCCCCGGAGUGUACAAUGUAUAUUUUUGUUUCGUUUUGACAAUCGACAAAUAGGCAUUCUCUUGUACAAACUUUCUUAAAAGCAAACAAAACAUAAAAACAAAACAAAUCUAAAACCUUAAGACCAAAAAAAAAAAGAAAAGAGGAAUACUGAGCAAAGCAAGAACCAUUUUCAUUUUGCAUUUUGUUUCGAACCGCAUUUUUGUGUUGAGUGUAUUUUUUUAAUGGAACAGAAACAGCAGUCCAGCGGAGAAAUACAUAUGAAAGCAGAAAUAUAUAGCCAACAGCAAAUCAGCAAAGCAGUUACAAGCCAACAACUUAAUCGACGUCUGUUUGGAUGGGUUUUCUGGCCCUAGAGCUAGGACCUUCGCACAUUCCAUAAGAUACUCUUAUACUCUUAUGUUCCACAUAUAUUUUUCUCCAAUUUACACGGUUUUUAUACGAUUUCAAUGCCAGUCAAAUUGUCAGCUCAAAUAGGGCCAAAACCCCCGGCAGGCGUCUUUGACAUAGACAAAAUGAGAAUAGCCAGCAACAGCAACUACAAUAACUACAACUACAACCAAGACCAUAACAACUACAACAAGCAACAACAUCAAUAUCCGAUCAAUAACAACCAACAAGCAAGCAGUAAUAAUACAAGACUCUACAAUACAAAGCAUAAACAGACACCAAAACAUUGAAAUAGCAAAAUUCAAAAGUGAAAACCGAAAAAAAAACAAAAACCAAAACAAAAUUAUCCACAAAAAUUCAACAUUUUUUAUGAUUUCAAAAACAAAGAACAAACGGAAAUCAAUAAACAAAGCUGCCUUCACAUUUACAAAUUAAAUAAAUUAGUAAGCAAAGCGAGACAGAGCACACAAAAUAAUAAUUCAAGUAAAACGCAAAACGCAGAGUAAAAAAUAAGAGAAAAUUCAAAAACAAGAGCCCCAUUAAUAAUCUUUUAUUUAGCCAAAACAAAUCUAGAAAACCAAAUUGAAUAACCCACAACAUUUUCCAAUCACAUACAUAUUUCCUUUUCCUUACAACAAUGCCACACAUAUUGAACUAAAUUAAGCAAAAUUAAACUGUUUCGGUGUUUAAAAAACGUGAGAAAAAUUCAAAAAAAAUUAUCUGUGUUUAGGCUUUAAAAACGGAAAUUUGUAUCUAAAAUCUCAAGAUUUUGGCUUAAAAGUAUAAAAAUAAUUGUGAACACACAUUUCAUGUACAGUCGCCUAACCACCAAAAGCAAAAAGCAUAAAUAUAUAAAGACUUUAUAUUACUAUAUACUAUAUGAUAUAUAUUUGUAUAUUUAUGUAUGUGUGUGUCUUCAUCACUACGCGUAUACCUCAAACCAAACACAUGAUCAUUUUGAGCAACUAAAUAUAUUUAAAUGUACUUAUACACUCUACACACUCUUUUACAGGAGAGCAAAACAUAUUUACACAGUUAAACCCCCCUAAACUUUGGCCCUCCUUUCGACGUAUCUAUAUUUCGUUUGACUUUGAAAUUCUAUCUAUGGGUAAACACUAACUAAAUGUCUGCGUAAAUGAAAAUAGAUGAAAAAUAUAUAAAUGUACCUAAGAACAUAUUUUGUGUGCUAGCUAGUAAGUGUCAAAAGAAAACCAUACAAAAACGAUAUACAAUAUAUUUAAAAGGAGACAAGUGGUGGAUAAAUUGUCGGUAAUAUUUGAAAAUAUUUAGUAAAUUAUAAUACAAGAAAAAAUUAUGGAUAGGCAAGGAAAAUUGUGGAAAAUCGCAAGCGAGAAUGCGUUUAAGAAUCACCAUUGAAAUCAUUUAAAAGCAUUUAAAAUAAUUAUAAUUUCCACGAAGCGAAUGGAUGAACAAAAACUAUUUAUUGGCUAAUCUCCCAAAUUACAUUUGAUGUGCAUAAAUGUUGUGGUUUAGUAUCAAAAACAAACGGAAAACAAAAUUAAAAGUUAAGGCUUAAAAAUGUAAAAUCAAAAUUAACUAAAUUAUGCAUUUGGUAUAAUCGAGAAGAGUUCUGCAAACCAGAGGAAUUAAAAAAUGUUUAUUAUACGAAAAAAUGAGGAGAAAAUGUGAAGAAGUGAAAAAUAAGCGAAAGUAGGUAAAGAAUGAAUGGAAAUAAAUCAAAAAGUAUUUAUUGCUAAUUUAAUUAUAUUUGAAGUAUACAUACAUAUUUAUUAUAUACAUACAUAUAUAUUAGACACACUAUCUGUGAUUAAUAAUCCAAAAUUUUGAAGAGCAUUUUCUGAAAUAAUGUUGGCUAGGCAUAUGCAAAAAGACAAAACCAAUGGAUAAAGAAAAACACACACCCAUGUAAACAAAUUGUAGACAGAUCGGAUAAAACCAACUAAACCAAGCACAAGCUAAGGGUCAAAUGCAGUUGACCCCGAUUGGAAAAUCGGAAGCUGCCUUUGGCCAAAGGAUUUCUUAAGCUACGGCACACAUCACUAAAACAGCAACUGAAUACUGAAGAUAAAAGAUAAAAAAUAAAAAAUAGAAAACAGUAAGCAGUAAGCAGAAGACAAACCCAAUGGUACUGUUCAGAACAUAUAUAGUUGUAUAUAUUUUGGAAUAAUGUUUACCAGUUCAAGUCAAAAUUAACAAGAAAACAUAACGCAGUCUUUUAUAAUGCAAAAUUAUACAAAAGAAAAUUAUAAAUAAAAUUCAGCAACGUUUAAAAUUAAAAGUAAAAAGAUAUCGAUGUAAAAAGAAAGAAAAUCAAACUUAAAAUAAUAAACAAGAUAAAGUGCAAUUAUACGGUUUAAAUAAGCAAAUUUAAGAAACAAAUGUUAUCAAAAAACAUGUUAAAACGAAGGAAACAUAUUUCGAAGCAAGUUUAGCUACAAAUUCCAAGGCAACUGAUAAUGACAAGAAACAUUUACAAGAAAAACCAAGAAAGCAUACACACUAACAGACAGCAAAGCCCCCAGGGUACAGUGCGUUUCAUGGCCAAAAGACACUAAAUGGAAUUCUUACAAAGCUUGAUUUGGAGGACACUGAAACGCACUGCUCCUAUGGGCACAUAGCCCUGCCAACAUCUGGAAACAGAGUUCAGGGUCAGGGAUAGGUCCCUAACGAAUGAUCAUAACUGCAGAAACCAAGUCGAGAGUCGAAAUGUCAACCUAGUGGUAGGUCUAAACACAAAAACAAAACAAACCAAUCGAGUGUAUUUGAGUAACAGCUUGAGAAUGUUGAAUUGUAUAGAAUUUUUGCAUGUUCACCUGGCGAAAGGGGCGUGGCUACGCCCCGUUCUUAACCCCAGGUGGACCGGCGAAAACGCUCAGGUACGUGUUUUAUUUUUCGGAGAGAAACAAGAUUGAUUACCCAUACAUUACUUAUUCUUUGUUUUACUACAACAUAAUAGUUAAUAUUUGUAUAAAAACGAUAUAAAAAAAAACGUGAAAGAAAACAAGCUUAAAAUUGAUAUAUUCAUAAUAUAAUUGUUUAAAAUGGUUUGAGAGCGAGAAGGAAGAAAGAAAGAGAGAGUUUCUAGCGUGCUUAAUGAAAUUGCUCAUAUUUGUGUAUAAAAUCUAAUUUGUUCAAUGCGAAUCAAAAUUUGCUGAAUAUAAGUGCAUAUAUAUAAUUAGAGUUUAUGUUCGAGUUUAGCUUAGCGCAUAAAAUUAUUACGAUUACAAUUAUUAUUAUUAAUUAUGAUCUAAACGUAGGCAAAUCAAAAUUUCUUCACAUAAAACAAUCAACUUCUAUUUUCAAAUAUUGUGUAGCAUUAACUAUGAUUAUUAUUCAUUAUUGUAUCGACUAAAAAUAUUUAGCGCGUUGUUAGCCUCGAUUUAUGGUUUGUACAUAUUAGACAACAUUUUAAUGGUAUUCUCCUCUUUUUUAUUAUUACUAGAAUUAUUACUCCCUAUUUUUAUUGACUUCUUAAAUGGGCAACAUCAUUUGAACUAUAGUGCAAUUGUUUCAAACAAAACCAAGCAACCAACAACAAAUAUAUUAACAUUAAAGAUUAAUAUAAUUUACAAGCUUUCUUUGCCGAUGCCAAGAAGGAUGAAUACAGCAUAUGUUUACCGUAUGGAUCGAAAAUCAAAAAUCAUUUUAAGUGCACAUAACUCUUUUAAAUAGCAGUUAGACUACGCCUAGGUUUUCCAUUAUUAUGCGCACGCUUCAGUCCAAAAAUUGAAAUUCUUCACAUUCUCAUUGUUCAGACCCAGACAUCACAAGCCAGCAAAAACUGAAAGAACUCAAAACUUUUCUCCUAAGUUCAACAACUUGAGCGACCGCAACAACUUAAGAUCAGCAAAGAUCACAAGCGAAAAAUGCUAAGAAACAAUAGCCCAGCCGUGAAAACAACCACAGAAUAACAACAAACAACAAACAACAAUAGCCCGAAAAUAAUUGAAACAAAAAUUGAAAAAAAAAAAAAUAAAAAAAUAAUUCAUUAAAAAAAUUAAUUAAAAUAACAAGUGGAUAGCAGACGGUUCCACAGCUCAGAUAAAAUCCAAGCAACUACAGAACAACAGCCUAGAGUCGAUUGUACUUUUCUUUUUUCUAUCCACAAAUACAACCAACAAACAACAGCAGCAACCACAAUUUUAUUAAACAAUAGUACUACUCUUACUACAGAACUUAAAUAGCCACAAGUAAAUAGAAAUAGCCACAGCAAUUAACUUUAAACAAGAUGCCCAAACACAGAUACACACAGAGCCGUUUCUUCAAAACAGAUUUGUAUUCAUAGCCACAUAACCGAUACAAUAGCCACUUAAUUAGGAUCGAUCAUAGCCAAGCAAUAGAAUCAGAUACAAACUCAGAAUCGGAAAUCGGAGACCGGAAACCGGAAAAAGAAGCAGCACGAAAUCGAACUGCAAAGGCGAAUCCAUUAUAUCAAUAAUAGAGAAAAACAAACAAACAUAAUGCAUUAAUAAAACAAAACCAAUUUUUAUUUCAAUUAUUAACUUUUAAACACUACAACAACAGCUCCACACAGUUACAGUUACAACAACAACAAUAGCCCUAGAAAAAUAAUAUUCAUAAUUAAUCAAUCAAUCAAUCCGUAAAACCAACAACUUCAAUAGUUAUAAGCAAUUGGCAUUAAAGCAAAGCAGGAAACAACCGCAGAAAACUUAAAUCUUAGCCAGGCAAGAGUUUUGAGAAUACUUUUCAUUAUUUUUACAACAAACAAACAAACUGAUGUAAGUACAAUUCAUAAAAUUAGACUUUUGGUAAACUACAAUACAGAAAAUAGAGCAAAAAAUGUUUUUUUUUGCAUUUACAUAAUUACUGCAAAAUUGAAAGAAGAACGAUUUUUUUAGAGCAAAACAAAUGCCAAUAAGCAAAUAAAAAAAUUCGCAUUAUUAUUAGCAAUAGCCCAUAAGUACAGCAAGUGUAUUUAGCAUUAAAGCUAAGGCACAGAGAUUUUUAAACGAGAAACAGAAAGUGAAGAAAAACUUAAAACUGCAGCAAAAAUGUGAAAUUUAUUUUGUUCUGCGUCGAAAAAGAAAUCCAAAAUAAAUAUGUUUAUUUUAUAAGUAAUUUAUAAACGUGAAUUUUCGCCUAAUUUGAUUGACACAAAAAUAAAUGUAAUACUUUUUAUAAACCGUAAAUGAAAAUUUACAACAGCAAAGGCGUGCAUAAUUGUUAUUAUAUUACACAGACACACAUAACUAAGCCUAAGUUUAUAAUUUUCGUUAUCUUUAUUAUUUACUUAUUAUGUUUUAAACGCAAAAACCAGAUAUAUACAAUAUAUAUUUACGAAUUAAACGUUUAUUAAUAAAAUGGAAAAUAUUUUAGUUAAACCAUUUGCUUAUCGUUUCAAUUUAUUAUCACCACAGGAGGCUUUCCGUUCACACACACUGCAGAAGAUAAGAAAACCACAUGAAUAUUAAAUUAAGCACAGUCUAACAAUUGCAACAAGAUACUUAAUACCACUAUACGCAAUAGUUAUAAUUGACAGAUGACAGAAAUAUGAAUAAACUAACAAUAGCCCAAAGUAAAUAUUGGCCCUGAUAGGAGUAGAACUUAAGGCAAAAGCAAACCCUUCUAACAUGGCCAAUAUUUGCUCCAUUUUCACAUGCAAGAGAUGAUGAUGAUGAGCAACUACAAUUGGCACUCAACAGAUGCAAUUACCAACACAACAACAACAACAACAAUAACAACAAAAGGCAAUUGAAACUUUACUUUCGGUUGAUUGAGUUUCGUUUUUAGUUCAGUUCUUAAGUUGACCCUCACCACUUUCGAGAAUUGUUUUGGCUCGAACCUACUUACCAAUUCUGGAAUAUUCCGAACCAAAAUCAAUAAAGGCAGAAACUAUCGCAGGCGAGCCAAAGGAAUCGUACAUCUAAACUCAACACAGCUUCAGGGACCAACUAAAGGAGAAAUGAUUUAAUAAAAAUUAUAUAAAAACAACUGGUAAAUUACAACUAAAAUGUAAACACAAAAGUGUGAGGCAAGAAAAUAACUAAAGCUAAAUCAAGUUUUGAGGCAUAUCUUAAAGGCGAAUAAAUCGAACUAAAAAUUCCCAAAAUUGUGAAACUAUGUAUGCUAAAUUAUGCAAGCCCAGAGAAUCGUAUGUGUGUACAUAAAAGAAGGAGCAGCCCUUUUGGUAAUCUAUAUACAUACAUAUAUAUUAUAUAUUUAGCGUGUCAAAAAUACAUCUAAAGGAACAAAAAAUAUCUAAGAGCAGAAAAUACUUCAGGCCAUGAAAACUUUGGAUAAAAUCUCAUUAAAAUUGUACUUCUAAGGCGAAAAUGUAUACGAUAUGCAAGGAAAUUAAAACUAAAAGUGGUUUAAGUGUAAAAACAUACAUAUUUGGAUGGCAAGAAAGAAAGAAGAUAAUGGAGAGACCCCCUUAAUUUACAUAGAUCUAAUUAUUAUUUCGCUUUGGCGGUGACCUUUUGUGUAAAUAAUGAAACCGACACACACACGCGAAAGCCAAGUGGGAUUCUCUACAAAUCGAAUAUCAAAUGAAAAUGAAAAAACCCAUUUCAAAUUAGCAAAAUUUUUGUCAACAAAAAAAUGACCUAGUAAAUGCUAAAUUCAAAUUUAUAGUACAUAUUUGUGUAUGUAUGAGUGUAUUGGAUAAGUUCGAUGUGAGUGUAUAACAGCUAUUAUUAAAAUUAUGCUUAUCACUUUUGUUUCCAAGUUUUUCUGUUCGUAAAAAAAGAACAAAGUCUAAAACAAAAUUUAAAGCCAAUAAUAAUGAACAACAAAACAUGUGCUGAACUGCUGAAUUCCAAUUGAAUUGCAACCAAAACAAAAAAGUGAAACAUUUCGAAAUAACUCAAAUGUAUGGCAAAAACAUUGUAAAAAAGUAUAAAAAACGAGAGAAAGUCAAGGAAGACAGGAUACAGGCAAAACUGCUUACGGGAAAGUUAAGAUUUGUGUAUAUGUGAAGAGAAUGGACAAAAAUAGCAGGUAUACAAUAACUGUCGCAAACCCAAACUAAAGAAAUGAACAACUUGCAGGAGAGACAGAGGUAAUACAAACCCCAAACAAAACUAUUAACUUGUAAUGAUGUGAACUUGGAGCAUACUCUCAGUAUUUUUAUGAAUACUGUCAAUAAAACAUUAAUUAAAGAUUA
This is a messenger RNA of Drosophila biarmipes, 11997 nucleotides long. RefSeq names its product mushroom body large-type Kenyon cell-specific protein 1 (gene Eip93F). Gene Ontology annotation, cellular component: nucleus. The transcript is spliced from 6 exons. Gene Ontology annotation, molecular function: DNA binding. Lineage: Eukaryota; Metazoa; Arthropoda; Insecta; Diptera; Drosophilidae. The coding region runs from base 613 to 4209 and encodes 1198 amino acids. The record is from RefSeq and is a predicted model, not a curated record. Gene Ontology annotation, biological process: regulation of transcription by RNA polymerase II.